GUUUAUAAGACUUGAUCGCGCUUAUAUUCGGCAUUAAGAAACGGCUAGUCAGCCAGAACGCGCGUGUUGACGUGAUCACUCAGUUUAACAUUUAUACGAAAAUGUCUAAAUUCGCAUCGACUUUAAUACUAGUGGUUGCUAUUAUCUCCGUCCAAGGCGGACCUGUCACUUACGAUGAAAUUUUAGCAGCAGCAAGACAACAACAAUUUGAUAAGGUGCAAGAAUUUCCACAGAGUGAAACAGAUUCUGAAGAUGAAAUGCAAUUGAGGAGCAAUUUUGGAAAAAAUACGGAGGUGUGGAAGCCAUCAUUCAACAGCGUGAGAGAUCUGAAGCCCGCAGACGGUGCCCACGUCUACGGAGAAGCAGAAUACUCCUUCCAUUCUGCAUCUAACAUCGAUGGCAAGACUUCUGAAGAACAUGCAGGCCAUAAAAUCAUCAAUGACGAUGGAAAGAUUGAGGAGUUCGACUUCACACCUUCAAGCACCCAAUUUCCACUUCUUUCUCCGAUCAUCACCAGCCUAGGUGGACAUUCGCCAAUUAGCAACGACUAUGGAGCCGAUUACUCAUUCCACCACGUCCCUGUCGGGGUAGGCGAAAUGUCGGAGUACAUCAGCGGAAAGAAGGUGGACAGCAAAAACAAGAAUACUGCACUUAGCGCUCUGAAGCUCCCCAUAACUCCCAUAUCAUUCACGGGAGUACGAGACCUGAAGCCGGAGAAAGGCGGCCAGGUAUACGGUGAGGCUCAGUACGCUUAUAGAUCAGCUACCAGCGUCAACGGCAAGACUACCGAAGACAAAGGGGGUCAUAAGAUCAUAAACAAUAACGGCAAAGUCAAGGAGUUUGAUUUUACACCCAGCGCUGAUCAGACCAAUGUAAGUUUUUUCUAAAGUGAUGCGUGUGACAAUUAUAAUUUUAAAAAAGUAAUGGCUCGUUUUCCUUUUAGAUGAAGAAGGUUGUGCCUCUUUCCAUAAAUAGAGAUAUAGAUGUCCUUAAAAGUUUGUUUUUGCAGUAAAAACUCUAUGGUUUUAUUUGGUGGACUUCUAAAAAGUAUUACUGCGUUCUUUUGUAAAAUAUAGAACAAGUUGUCGAUAUCAAGUGUGAUUAAAAGAAAAUGAGUCAAAAAUAAUUUGAGCCAUGUAAGGAGUAUAUCUCAAAAAUGCAACUAAACCAUUAUAAGUUAUUUUAGCAACUUUUAGGUAGGAAAAACUUGUUAUUGUUAGCAGUUUUUUUUUAUAUAAAAUAGGCCAUAUGUAUACUGUACUUAAGUUUUAUGUUUUGCUAAAAUCAUGCCACGAGAAAUUGUUGUGAUCUAAAUUUUGACAUGAUAUUGUAAAAGUUCAAUAAAAUUAUUCAAAUUCGAGUAGAAGUUAUGUUAUUAAACAUUUUAUUUUAGUAGCUAUUUAUCUAACUAAUAAUUAUUAUUUGAGAUGAUUAAGUCAUUCUUAUUCUGUGAUUGUAAUUAUAUUACUUAACUAAUUAUGUAUUGUAAUUUGUAAAUAAAGUAAUCUGUAAAAU
Molecule: messenger RNA, 1515 nt
Organism: Helicoverpa armigera (cotton bollworm)
Lineage: Eukaryota; Metazoa; Arthropoda; Insecta; Lepidoptera; Noctuidae
Exons: 7
Coding region: 102-887 (261 amino acids)
Source: RefSeq, a predicted model, not a curated record